Amoebophrya sp. A25 is the source of this 2782-nucleotide messenger RNA. NCBI's taxonomy places the organism in Eukaryota, Dinophyceae, Syndiniales, Amoebophryaceae. The record is from the annotation of a GenBank genome assembly.
CUACCCUAAGCCAACACAGCAAGAGGCGGCUAUUUUGCAAUUAAGGAGUAGUCCCGCAACGCAUUUGUAUUUCUGAUAUGUUCUUAGGUUUCUUGGUCAUAGACUAGUAGAAGUUAGACACAAGGGAAAGAAGUAGAUACAAGGCACGGAACAUCUAAUUACACAGCAAUGUGAUUGCAGCUGAUGUAAACCUACUUCUAAUAAGUCAAAACAGUUUAUUGUUGGAGAGACAGCAGAUUGCAGGACAGCCUCAGGGACAACAACAGAACAUCUUACAACGAGGACAGCAACAUCAGCAGCAGGAAGCGCAUGCGUCGAAACAGGGAAAGCAACAGCAUGAGCAGACUCAAUGGCCGCAGCGGCAGCAGCAGCAACAACAGGCGCAUGUCAAUGCGCAAAACCAACAAAGCUCGCAUGCGUAUCCUGUGCACGAACAACGGCAAAAAAAGUAUGCGAGUGAACUGCAACUACAAGACUAUUAUACUGCACAGCAGCAGGCACGGCAUCAGCUGAUUGAACCUCAAACACCCCACGGGGGAGCCCUUCUCAAGAACCGCCUCCCAGAGGCGCGAAUCGUGUAUGCUCCACAACAAGCUGAGGACGCACGGCAACAACAGGCGGAGCAGGCACGUUUGCAGCAGGUCGAACAGGCACGUCUGCAGCAGGUCGAGCAAUCCCGCCUACAGAAAAUCGAGCAGGCACGUUUGCAGCAGGUCGAACAGGCACGUCUGCAGCAGGUCGAGCAAUCGCGCCUACAGAAACUCGAGCAGGCACGGCAACAACAGGUGGAGCAGGCACGUCUGCAGCAGCUUGAGCGGGCACGCCAAGUGGAGCAGGCACGGCAACAGCAUGCAGAGAUGAAGGCGCGGAAAAAGCAAGAACAAGAGCAGCAACUCGCGACACCGGUGCCGCUGAAUCAGGUAGCACCAAACGAGUCCUUUAACAAAGGACUAAUGCUGAAUCCGUCUACUUCACUGGAAAAUUCAUUCCAACAGCAACAACAGGAGCUUACCAACUCUGGUAGACGCGAGGUCUUCACGAGUCCGCACGUCACGCCGGGAGAGGUCCUGACGAGUCCGCAAGUCACGCCCGCCCCUCGGCCUCCACCAUCCGUAGCGCACCUUGAACCUCUUCGGAAGCACGUUUCUAGCGGUCGCAUUGCUCACUACGCACGGCAACUGGGAUUCUACCAUACGCCGUCACAGCACAUGCACCCAUCUCAGAUGUUAAGGCUAGUAACUGCGUACGUAUCACCUUAAUUUUCUAUUUGAUUUUGACCUCAAAGUUUAGGCCUGGUGUCCUCUCUUCCUCGUUUCUAUCACAGUAAAUGUUAAAUGGUUGUUUCCCGCGAGAAAGGCUCUAAAGAUAUCACGUGACGACAUGACGUGGCCAAACGACAUGGACAGUUCGCUGUUUCAACAGUCUGAGGCAAACAGACAAGGACUGCCAGUCGUACAGAGUCCUGAUGCAGCACAACACAGUCUAGGUGGUUCACUUAAGGCUUGUGUUUUUUUUUGUUCAUUAUCUCCACUAUGUACUAUACAGAUCUUUUUUGAAGAGAAGUUGAAGUACUCAUUGGGCCUUGCACGUAAGGGGAAAAUUAAACCUUAUUCUGGAAGAAUGAAAUGGAUGCGAAAGGAUACUAUAGCUCCUACUUUGCUGAGAUGGAUAAACGAAAUUAACACAUAGCGCUAAUUCAGCCCAUUCAGCACGACAGGAGGAGUCGGAGUUUCUACUCGCGAACAAGUAUCAUGAAGCGAAUAUGGUGAGAAAUUUGGCCCAUCCGCACCAUGAUACGGAUGCCAGUAGUGCUCUCCCUUUUAUGGCGCCACAACAACAGCUUCCGUAUCCAUAUGAACAUCCGUACUACCCGCAGCACCUGCAGCACUACCAACAGCAGCAAGUGGCACCUCAUAACCAACAGCAGCAGUUACAGAUGCACGGGAUGCAGCAUGCAGCUUCCGUAAGUAUGCCCCUACCGGGAAUGCAGCACUCUCAAAUGCCAACAUCUCAAAUGGUACAAGAACCUCCUGGGCCAAUAAUGAGCGAUUUCCACGCAGUCUCGCUUGGCCGGGAAGAUGCACCAUCACCGCCGAAGGAAGAUGCUCUUCCAGACGAUCGUGUUGAUCAGGUGGAUUGCAGCGCCUCUCCUUGUGGUGGUGAGAUGAAUGACGCUGAAUCGCCUGUGACAAUUUCUACAAUGCCUACAGAAGACCUCCGCACAAGGAAAACAAGGAUAAACAGCACGCUUCGAUCGCCUGUGACAAUUUCUACAGUGCCUGGCGGAGAAGACCUCCACACAAGGAAAACAAGGAUAAACAGCACGAUUCGUCUGGAAAACCACGACAACGCCUUCUACAACAUGCCUCCUUGCUACAGUAGUAGGGAUCAUCGGGAGGUAGUCGUGUCAUCGGACUGCAGCCAGGGAUACAAAUAUGAAUAUCCUGAGCUACAUCUUCAAGAUGUAAUUGGGCUAGUGCCUUCUCAAGCUCUUGGUCGAGGUGUGUCUGAUGCCCGCGGGUGGUCUGGUGCUACUCCCUAUAACCCGUUGCACCAAGAAAGUGGUCUGGAAAAAGCAAGUGGAGCUGCGCCAUCCACUUCAAGUAUGCAACAAAGCGGCAAAGAUUUUAAUGCUUCACGGCAAGCAAGCAGAAACGCUGCAGCGUUUGGAGGUAUCCGUACAAUUCUACAACCUAGUAGCGAUGAUGAUGAGUCUUCAUUGUGGUCAGUUUUUCUUCGUCUCUCUCAGCAUCAACAUCUUGGUACAACCCUUUUCCGAUGA